Molecule: messenger RNA, 1659 nt
Organism: Sciurus carolinensis (gray squirrel)
Lineage: Eukaryota; Metazoa; Chordata; Mammalia; Rodentia; Sciuridae
Gene: Grk7
Product: G protein-coupled receptor kinase 7
Exons: 4
Coding region: 1-1659 (552 amino acids)
Biological process (GO): protein phosphorylation; signal transduction; regulation of signal transduction
Cellular component (GO): cytoplasm
Molecular function (GO): ATP binding; rhodopsin kinase activity
Source: RefSeq, a predicted model, not a curated record
AUGGUGGACAUGGGGGGCCUGGACAACCUGAUCGCCAACACCGCCUACCUGCAGGCCAGGAAGACGGACUCCGACAGCCGCGAGCUGCAGCGGCGCCGCCGGAGCCUGGCGCUGCCCGGGCCGCAGGGCUGCGCGGAGCUGCGCCAGGCGCUGUCCCCGCAUUUCCACAGCCUGUGCGAGCAGCAGCCCAUCGGCCGCCGCCUCUUCCGCGACUUCCUCGCCACCGUGCCGGCGUACCGCGAGGCGGUGGCCUUCCUGGAGGAGGUGCAGAGCUGGGAGCUGGCCGAGGAGGGGCCCGCCAAGGGCAGCACGCUGCAGGAGCUGGUGGCCACUUGUGCGCGCGAGCCCGGCCCCGGGCACCCGCACCCCUUCCUCAGCCUGGCCCUGACCACCAAGUGCCGCGCGGCCUCCACCGAGGACGAGCGCAAGGCCCUGAUGGAGCAGGCCAAGGCGGAGACCAUGGCCUUCCUGCAAGAGCAGCCCUUCCGGGACUUCCUGGGCAGCCCCUUCUACGACAAGUUUCUGCAGUGGAAGCUCUUUGAGAUGCAGCCGGUGUCCGACAAGUACUUCACCGAGUUCCGGGUGCUGGGGAAAGGUGGUUUCGGGGAGGUGUGUGCCGUCCAGGUGAAGAACACUGGCAAGAUGUACGCCUGUAAGAAGCUGGACAAGAAGCGGCUGAAGAAGAAGAGCGGGGAGAAGAUGGCCCUCCUGGAGAAGGAGAUCCUGGAGAAGGUGAACAGCCCCUUCAUCGUCUCCCUGGCCUACGCCUUCGAGAGCAAGACCCACCUCUGCCUGGUCAUGAGCCUGAUGAACGGGGGGGACCUCAAGUUCCACAUCUACAACGUGGGCGAGCGCGGCCUGGCCAUGAGCCGGGUCAUCUUCUACUCGGCCCAGAUGACCUGCGGGGUGCUGCACCUGCAUGGGCUGGGCAUCGUCUACCGGGACCUGAAGCCCGAGAACGUGCUCCUGGACGACCUCGGCAACUGCAGGCUGUCCGACCUGGGGCUGGCCGUCCAGGUCCAGGAGGACAAGCCCAUCACCCAGAGGGCUGGAACCAAUGGUUACAUGGCCCCUGAAAUCCUGAUGGAAAAGGCGAGCUAUUCCUACCCUGUGGACUGGUUUGCGAUGGGAUGCAGCAUUUACGAAAUGGUGGCUGGACGAACACCAUUCAAAGAUUUCAAGGAAAAGGUCAGUAAAGAGGAUCUCAAGGAAAGAACCAUGAAAGACGAGGUCGCAUUCCACCAUGAGAACUUCACGGAGGAGACAAAAGACAUCUGCAGACUCUUCUUGGCUAAGAAACCAGAGCAACGCUUAGGAAGCAGAGAGAAGUCCGACGACCCCAGGAAACACCCUUUCUUCCAGACCGUGAACUUCCCGCGCCUGGAGGCCGGCCUGGUGGAACCCCCGUUCGUGCCGGACCCCUCGGUGGUUUACGCCAAGGACAUCGAUGAAAUCGACGACUUCUCCGAGGUUCGGGGGGUGGAAUUUGAUGACAAAGACAAGAAGUUCUUCCAGAGAUUUGCUACAGGUGCUGUCCCCGUGGCGUGGCAGGAAGAAAUCAUAGAGACGGGCCUGUUCGAGGAACUGAACGACCCCAACAGGCCGGUGGGGGACGGGAAGGGCAGCUCCUCCAGGUCCGGGGUGUGCCUGUUACUCUAG